This is a messenger RNA of Episyrphus balteatus (marmalade hoverfly), 1165 nucleotides long. RefSeq names its product elongation of very long chain fatty acids protein 1-like. The transcript is spliced from 5 exons. The record is from RefSeq and is a predicted model, not a curated record. Gene Ontology annotation, molecular function: fatty acid elongase activity. Bases 175 to 975 code for a protein of 266 amino acids. Gene Ontology annotation, cellular component: endoplasmic reticulum membrane. Lineage: Eukaryota; Metazoa; Arthropoda; Insecta; Diptera; Syrphidae. Gene Ontology annotation, biological process: fatty acid elongation, polyunsaturated fatty acid; fatty acid elongation, saturated fatty acid; very long-chain fatty acid biosynthetic process.
UGUGUUUUGACGAUAUAAGCAAUUUAUUUGUACUUGGCUAGGCUGCUCGAUAGGAGGUCUGUUGCAGAAGAUCAAAAACAAAAUCAGAUCUGAAAAGGACCAAAAGGUUUCUAACCUCACAUUGUGAUUAGCGCCGUGAAUUCUAUUUUUAAGAUUUAACAAUUUUUCGUCAUCAUGUCGUUGCAUACAUUUUUGGGUGUGUUCUCGGAAGAAAGUGAAGUCAAAGUAAAUGAUCGAUUUGGAUUGGGUUCCCCCAUCCCAAUGAUGGUUAUUAUUUCAUUGUACCUUUUAAUCGUGUUAAAACUUGGACCCAGCUUGAUGAAAUCAAGAGAACCAUACAGGCUGAAAACUUUUAUAGUUUUCUACAAUAUGUUUCAAGUUUGUUCUUGUGCUUAUAUAUCUUAUAAGUGUGUUACAUCAAGUAUUCCAAUAAUGGAAUUUUGGAGAUGUGCUCCUGUUUUACCAAAUACUCACUGGGAAAGACUUUUUAAUCACUUGGGUAUUGUAACCUUCUGGCUUAAGGCAACUGAAUUGACAGAAACUUUAGUAUUUGUAUUGAGAAAGAAACAACGACAAGUAUCAUUUUUGCAUGUUUUUCAUCAUGCGAUAAUGCUGUUUUUGACUUAUAUAGUUGUAAAGUUUUAUAAGGCUAAUCAAGCAUUCUUCCCUUUGUUUCUCAACUGCAAUGUCCAUAUUAUUAUGUACUUAUACUAUCUCUUAGCAGCUGCUCUGCCUAAAAAGGUAGCAGCUAGGUUGACACCUUUUAAAAAAUUCAUCACUACCAUCCAACUUAUUCAAUUUGUGUUCAUUUUAAUUCAAAUUUUAAUUACUUAUAUAACAGGAUGUUCAGUUCCAAAUCAAGUUCUUAUAAUGUAUAUGCUUAUUGUUAGUGCAUUUUUUUAUAUGUUUUAUGAUUUUUAUAAAAAGAAUUACAAUGCCAAAAGACGACGAUCAUCGGUCGCAAUGCAAAAAUAGUUUAUAUGAAGUGUUUCAGUUUUAAAAUUAAGUUUUAUUUUUUUUUUUGUUUUUUGUUUUUAGACAGAUAAAAGAAUUUAAGAUAAAUUUUCUUAAGGAUUUAAUAAAUUAAUUAAAAAAAUGUUUAUACCAGAAUUUUUUAUGGCGAAAAAAUGAGGAUCAGACAAAAAGAUCAAAUAAAUCUAUGGAA